Molecule: messenger RNA, 3079 nt
Organism: Synchiropus splendidus (mandarinfish)
Lineage: Eukaryota; Metazoa; Chordata; Actinopteri; Syngnathiformes; Callionymidae
Gene: col9a2
Product: procollagen, type IX, alpha 2
Exons: 32
Coding region: 120-2192 (690 amino acids)
Source: RefSeq, a predicted model, not a curated record
CCUAGGCAGCGUUGCCCCCACCAGUUCCUUCCAGUGCCGGCCUGCAAGCGGAAUAAGAAAAGCCCGAAAAGAGGAGCCAAAACAGGAGAGGACCUGGUGAACCUGAGGGGAGAGGGACCAUGGCUGCUCUCUCUGCCUUGCUGAAGACCUGGGUUUUAUUUCAGACCCUGUGUCUGGUUCUGGCCCAAGUGAGGGGUCCACCUGGACCUCAGGGCCAGCAGGGCCCACCAGGGCCAUCCGGCACACCCGGGUCAGACGGCAUUGAUGGAGAAAAGGGACCUCCUGGCCCACCUGGACCACCAGGACCCAAAGGAGAACCCGGAGAGCCUGGUGCCAAUGGAACACCAGGAGAAAACGGCAUUGAUGGUUUGAUUGGUGCAAAGGGUGACCGUGGACCUGCUGGAAGCCGUGGACCUAAGGGACAGCGAGGUCCAAGCGGAGAGCCCGGCCCCCCUGGACCAGGCCUUCCAGGACUCUCUGGCGCCCCGGGACCCAUUGGUCUCCCAGGUCAAAUUGGAGCAACUGGACCAAAGGGUGUAAUGGGACCACCAGGACCCCCCGGGCUUCCUGGACCUCCGGGCAAGCCGGGUCCUCCGGGGAAAUUUAUCGGCGGAGAGGAGGGCAGUGCCGAGUUCCAGUGCCCUCUGAACUGUCCAGCAGGACCUAAAGGACCACAAGGACUGCAAGGAGUGAAGGGACACAAGGGACGCGCUGGUGUCCUCGGUGAGCCUGGCAGCAUCGGAGGAACGGGACCCAAGGGUGAAAUUGGAAUCUCUGGUGAACAGGGAAUCCCAGGACCCCCGGGUCCAAUUGGUCUGCGGGGCUACCCUGGCAUGAUGGGUCCCAAAGGCGAAGCCGGACCACGUGGCUACAAGGGCAUCAACGGACCCAUAGGAAUUCCUGGACCUCCUGGCGAGGAAGGACCCCAGGGGGCACCUGGAGAGCCAGGUGACAAGGGAGACAAGGGCAAUCGAGGUAUCCAGGGUCCGCAGGGCGCCGUUGGGAAAAAAGGAGAGAACGGUCUUCCUGGUAUUGAUGGGAAAGAUGGUACACCUGGUAUCCCUGGAAUCAAGGGUGGACCUGGCCAACCUGGGAUGCCUGGUCCUCCUGGUCCUCAGGGCACCGCCGGUUUGCCUGGCAGUCCCGGAACCAAAGGCGGUCCUGGGGCAAAGGGAGAGCCUGGCCCUCGCGGUCAUGUGGGUUUGGCAGGUGCCCCUGGACCACUUGGGGAGCCUGGAAUGCCUGGCGAGGCGGGCAUGCAAGGGGUUCCUGGACCGAAGGGUGACAGAGGUCAGCGUGGACCUUCUGGGCCACAAGGAGCUGUUGGCAAACCGGGCAGCAAAGGAGAGAGAGGGCCAAUCGGUGUUCCAGGAGCUCAGGGUCUGAGUGGAACCAAGGGAGACAAGGGUUUCCAAGGAAAGGGGGGACCAAAAGGAGAUAUUGGUGAUCCUGGUGUUGAAGGACUGGCUGGAGAAAAGGGAGAAAAGGGGUUGUCUGGUGAGCCAGGACCUAAAGGGCAGCAAGGAAUACGGGGCGAUCCAGGGCACAAUGGUCCAACUGGAGAUCCUGGUAAACCAGGUGAUCAAGGCCCGCCUGGACUUCCAGGACCCAGAGGACUCAAUGGAGAGCGUGGUGUCCCGGGCAUGCCGGGCAUCUCGGGAAACCCAGGCCGUGAUGCAUCCGACCAGCACAUUAUUGAAGUCGUACUCAAGAUGUUACAGGAGAGGCUCGCAGCGGUGGCUGUUAGUGCGAAGAGGGCUGUUCUCGGACAGGCAGGUGUAAUGGGCCCACCAGGACCCCCUGGACCUCCCGGAUCGCCCGGACCGCAGGGACCUCAUGGUUUGCCUGGUGCUCGCGGCAUUCCUGGCAUGAUUGGAGCCCAUGGACAGAUCGGCAACACGGGACUAAAAGGAAAGCGAGGAGCCAAGGGUGACAGAGGAGAGCCGGGUACACCUCACCAAGGACAACCUGGACCACCAGGAAUCCAAGGUCCUCCAGGAGUUGACGGCGUGGCUAGGAACGGUAGACACGGUGAGAGAGGACCUCAGGGAUCGGCCGGAGAGGCCGGUCUCCCAGGGAAGGCGGGUCCACAAGGUCUCCCGGGAUUCUGCGAGGCUGCAAUGUGCCUCGCGGCGUCAGCGUACACCUCCCCAAGACUACAAGAGGCUGGAAGAAUUAAGGGACCAAAUUAAGUCCUUUCUCUCUUUAAAAAAAACUGUGAGGUAGGAUGCGAUCGAGACAGAGAGAGAAGGAGAAGGAAGAAGACCACUCUUCUCCAUAGUAACACCAUCAGUAAGGGACAUAAGUACAGUGACUUGAUGUACUAGCCCCUCACUGAAAGCCUUUUUCAGAUGGGACACACCUUUGCUUUAACAUCACCAUGACAACAGCUGCUCACAGCCAUCUGUCAUGCUCUAGAGUUUUGGACUCAAUGUAUAUCUUUCCCCUCAGAAUCUCUGAGCAGACAGCAGCUGGGAACUAGAUAAAACGUGCAAAGAAGAUUUGUUCGCCUGCGUUUUCACCCGUCACAGUGGCCUCCAUCUCCUAAAUAAGUCGGCAAUAAAUGAUGGCAGUUUAAAUGAUCACUCAGUACUGCGCGUUGGUAUUUUUUUCCUAAGCCUGAGUGAACCCCCCUGGCAGCCCCCCAUCCUACCAUUUCCCGCUUUCUGCCCAAGUCUCAUUUUAGAAACUAAUGACAAGCUUUAUCUCGUGUUGCCUGGCAACAGCCGUUUCUAGUGGGCACUCCCAUCUCCCAUAAUGCAGUGCUGUAAAUCUCUGUAAAUGAUUAUUACUGUAUGUGGAAAAGAAGUCAUUGAAUGGAUUAUACUAUGCACCAACAGUGAUCCUGUGUCCAUGAAUUCAGUAUCUCACCAAAGGCGUCUCGCAAAACUCACGACUUCAAAUGUGCUGUUCAUGCCACUGUCAAGACGUCGGUCUCAGUGGGUUGAUGGUUGAUUCACUAUCAUCAGCUGAAGUUAUUUAUUGUUCUUAAUAUAGUCAUCUGUAAAUAUUUUCUUCCUUUUUUCUGGGUUUUCAAGUCAUCCAGUAAGUCAAUAAACAUGAGAUUUUUGUAAAACCC